AUGCCAAGAAAUGUAACAAGAAACUACAUUUGUUCUUAUAAACAGAGUGGAGAGAGCAAUUACUGGGAAAUCAGACAUCCAGAGCACAGUUGCUUAGAUUUUGAAGGAAUUAUUGAAGAAGAAUAUCAGGAUAAUGAUUCAGAAGACAUUUCAGACGUUCAAACUUUGAUGAUUGCGGUGGAGGGCAAAUGUUAUCCUAUCGAAGAGCACUCAACCUUAUUUUAUCCACUAAACAUGGAGUACAUUGCUGGUGUGGCAAAUGGAAACUGCUCUGGUCGGCAAGCCUUAGGACAAAAACUUUUGAAGGACAUACCUUUUUGGAACGAAAACGCGACCGUAGCAGCGAAACGAAGGCGAAUAUGGGUGAACUUCAUUCGACGCAGAAGAGACAAAUGGACGCCAACACCCUCAUCAGUUGUUUGCUCAAAGCACUUCACGAACGACUGUUUCGAGUACGGUUCUGCUACAGUUUCAAAGUAUAAGACCCCUAGACUAAAAAGGGAUGAGUUGGGAGUUUCUGUGUACCCUACAUUGCAAGCAAAUCAAAUUUUGGGCAGCACAGAAAGUGAACGCACAAAACGCAUGAAGCGAAGAGAGACUAUAACAGAAUCGCCAACAACUUCGUCAAAAAUUUCUGGCGUAACUGAUGAAUUGAAAGCUACGACGGAAAGUGUUGUCUUCCCGACGGAUGUUAUGGAACACGAAUCAAUGAUUGGGGCAUCACCACAGUCACCACACAAGUGCAGAAAUUGUGAUUUGUUAAAGAAGGAAAACAAGCGAAUCCGUAACUGUUGGGAAACAUCAAAACAAAAGCUGGCAGGUGUGAGAAAAGAAUUGGAUAUUCUUAGGGGUGCAACAGGUGUAAGUAGUGAUGAUGAUGAGGAAGUUGAGAGCAAUGAUGAGGAAGAUCACAAAUCUGAAGAUGAGACAGAGGGGCCUUCUGAUGAUAUGUAUGAAGAUGCAGAAAUUGAGACAGAGACAGAUACAGCAGAUACUGAUACUGAUGAAGACAUUAAUGUGCCUUCACAUAGGUAAGAAAAUGCAGGUCAACUGUUCUCUAAUUUUUGCAAAUCAUUAUUUGACAGGAAAUCUGCACUCAUGUGUAAAUUAACAAGUCUUGUUGUAAUCCGAACUUUUUUACUGCCACCAUUUUAGUUUUGACAA
Messenger RNA from Dendronephthya gigantea, 1164 nucleotides. RefSeq lists its product as uncharacterized. The record is from RefSeq and is a predicted model, not a curated record. The transcript has 7 exons. Bases 1 to 1035 code for a protein of 344 amino acids. NCBI's taxonomy places the organism in Eukaryota, Metazoa, Cnidaria, Anthozoa, Malacalcyonacea, Nephtheidae.